AUGAACCAGCUGGACGCACCACGGCCACUCAACUGGACCAUCAGAAAACUGUGCCAUGCAGCCUUCCUGCCAUCUGUACGCCUGCUAAAGGCACAGAAAUCGUGGAUAGAAAGAGCAUUCAGCAAGCGGGAAUGUGUUCAUAUAAUAGUGAGCGCCAAAGACCCCCAUAGGUGCUGUUGCGGUCGUCUGAUAGGCCAGCAUGUGGGCUUGCCACCGGGUAUCUCGUCCAGUCAGAAUGAUAAGGCCGAGCGGUUGGCCAAGAAUGACAGCCUGUCAGAGAAGUGGUCAAUCAGCAAACACACGCAGCUCAGCCCCACUGAUGCCUUCGGCACCAUUGAAUUCCAGGGAGGAGGACACUCCAACAAAGCCAUGUACGUGCGAGUGUCGUACGACACCAAGCCUGACCUGCUGCUCCACCUGAUGACCAAGGAAUGGCAGCUGGACCUGCCCAAGCUGCUCAUCUCAGUCCACGGAGGCCUGCAGAACUUUGAAUUACAGCCCAAACUCAAGCAGGUGUUUGGCAAAGGGCUCAUCAAGGCUGCCAUGACAACAGGAGCCUGGAUUUUCACUGGAGGAGUUAACACAGGGGUGAUUCGCCACGUGGGUGAUGCGCUGAAAGACCACGCCUCCAAGUCAAGGGGGAAGAUCUGCACCAUUGGUAUUGCUCCAUGGGGCAUUGUAGAAAAUCAAGAGGAUCUUGUUGGCAAAGACGUGGUGCGUCCAUACCAGACCAUGUCCAACCCUCUGAGCAAGCUGACGGUUCUAAACAGUCUCCACUCCCACUUCAUCCUGGCAGACAAUGGCACCACGGGAAAGUAUGGCGCCGAGGUCAAACUGCGACGCCAGCUUGAGAAACACAUCUCCCUGCAGAAGAUCAACACACGUAUUGGUCAGGGUGUGCCGGUGGUGGCUCUUAUUGUAGAGGGAGGCCCUAAUGUGAUCUCCAUAGUGCUGGAGUACCUCAGGGACACUCCUCCGGUCCCUGUGGUGGUGUGUGACGGCAGCGGCAGAGCCUCAGACAUCUUGGCCUUUGGACACAAAUACUCCGAGGAGGGAGGCAUAAUUAAUGAGUCUCUAAGAGACCAGUUGCUGGUGACCAUCCAGAAGACGUUUACCUACAGCCGCACACAGGCCCAGCAUCUGUUCAUCAUCCUCAUGGAGUGCAUGAAGAAGAAGGAACUUAUAACAGUUUUCCGGAUGGGGUCGGAGGGUCAUCAGGACAUUGACCUUGCCAUCCUCACUGCAUUACUUAAAGGUGCCAAUGCUUCAGCCCCGGACCAGCUGAGUUUGGCUCUAGCGUGGAACAGAGUGGACAUCGCACGCAGUCAGAUCUUCAUCUACGGACAGCAGUGGCCUGUCGGUUCCCUGGAGCAGGCGAUGCUGGAUGCCUUAGUUCUGGACAGAGUGGACUUUGUCAAGCUGCUGAUUGAAAAUGGAGUCAGCAUGCACCGUUUCCUCACGCUUUCCAGACUGGAGGAGCUCUACAACACGCGACACGGACCAUCGAACACGCUGUACCACCUCGUCAGAGAUGUCAAAAAGGGAAACCUGCCGCCGGACUACCGCAUCAGCCUCAUCGACAUUGGACUGGUCAUCGAAUACCUCAUGGGCGGGGCGUAUCGGUGUAACUACACCAGGAAGAGGUUCAGAACUCUGUACCACAACCUCUUCGGACCUAAGAGGCCCAAGGCCCUGAAACUGCUGGGGAUGGAGGACGACAUACCGAUUCGCAGAGGCCGCCAGAAGACGACACGCAAACGAGAAGAAGAGGUGGACAUUGAUUUGGAUGACCCAGAAAUCAACCACUUCCCUUUCCCCUUCCACGAGCUGAUGGUGUGGGCUGUGCUCAUGAAACGUCAGAAAAUGGCCCUUUUCUUCUGGCAGCACGGUGAAGAGGCGAUGGCCAAGGCCUUGGUGGCGUGCAAGCUUUGUAAGGCCAUGGCACACGAAGCGUCUGAGAACGACAUGGUGGAUGACAUCUCCCAAGAACUAAACCACAACUCCAGAGAGUUUGGUCAGCUGGCAGUGGAGCUCCUGGACCAGUCCUAUAAACAGGACGAGCAGAUGGCCAUGAAGCUGCUGACAUACGAGCUGAAGAACUGGAGCAACGCCACCUGCCUGCAGCUGGCGGUAGCGGCCAAACACCGAGACUUCAUUGCUCACACCUGCAGUCAGAUGCUGCUGACCGACAUGUGGAUGGGACGCCUGCGCAUGCGCAAGAACUCAGGCCUGAAGGUGAUCUUAGGGCUGCUUCUGCCACCGUCCAUCCUGAGCCUGGAAUUCAAGAACAAGGAUGAGAUGUCCUACAUGCCCCAGGAUCAGGAGGCCUAUCUGCAGGAGAAGGAGGAGGAGGAGCCUGAGAAACCAGUCAAGGAGAAGGAGGAGGAAGACAUGGAGUUCACAGCGAUGCUGGGUAAGGUAACCACAGAGACAUCCAGAAAGAAGGAUGUCGAGGAGGUUCAGAAGCGCCACCGCCUUAUCCCCAUGGGACGCAAGAUAUACGAGUUCUACAACGCUCCAAUUGUCAAGUUCUGGUUCCAUACGAUGGCAUACGUUGGUUACCUGAUGCUGUUUAACUACAUCGUCCUGGUCAAGAUGGACCUGUGGCCUUCUCCUCAAGAGUGGAUUGUCAUCGCUUACAUUUUCACCAAUGGCAUUGAGAAGAUGAGAGAGAUCUUGAUGUCAGAACCAGGGAAGCUGUUACAGAAGGUGAAGGUGUGGCUUCAGGAGUACUGGAACAUCACAGACCUCAUGGCCAUCCUCAUAUUCUCUGUCGGCAUGGUUCUGCGUCUCCAGGAGCCGCCGCUCAUGAGCUACGGGCGGGUCAUCUAUUGUGUCAACAUCAUCUAUUGGUACAUCCGGCUGCUCGACAUCUUUGGAGUCAACAAGUACCUGGGUCCCUAUGUGAUGAUGAUUGGCAAGAUGAUGAUCGACAUGAUGUAUUUUGUGAUCAUCAUGUUGGUGGUGCUGAUGAGUUUUGGGGUGGCACGUCAGGCCAUUCUCAACGAUAAUGAAGACCCAUCCUGGAUGCUAGCUAGGAACAUCUUCUUCAUGCCUUACUGGAUGAUCUACGGAGAGGUGUUUGCCGACCAGAUCGACCCUCCCUGCGGGCAGAACAUCACGUUAGAGGACGGGGUAGUGGUGGCCCAGCCUCCCUGCAAGACGGGUGCUUGGAUUGUCCCAGCGAUCAUGGCUUGCUAUUUGUUGGUGGCCAACAUACUGCUGGUCAACCUCCUCAUAGCUGUGUUCAAUAAUACAUUCUUCGAGGUGAAGUCCAUCUCCAACCAGGUAUGGAAGUUCCAGCGCUACCAGCUCAUUAUGACCUUCCAUGAACGCCCAGUCCUUCCUCCACCCCUCAUCAUCUUCAGUCACAUAACUAUGGUCCUCAAGCAUCUGUGUUGUCGCUGGCGCAAGCAUGAUGAUGACGAGAGGGACUAUGGCCUGAAGCUUUUCAUCACAGAGGACGAGCUGAAGAAAGUCCACGAUUUCGAGGAGCAAUGUAUUGAAGAGUACUUCAGAGAGAAGGAUGACAGAUUCCACUCCUCUAAUGAUGAGAGAAUCAGAGUCACUUCAGAAAGGGUGGAGAACAUGGCAAUGCGUUUGGAGGAAGUCAAUGAGAGGGAACACUUCAUGAAGGCAUCACUGCAGACUGUUGAUAUUCGGCUGGCCCAGAUGGAGGAGCUGAUUGGAAGAAUUGCUGUUGCGCUGGAGCGUGUGACGGGUGUUGAGCGCGGGGAGGUCAACAAAGUACGUUCUCGGACUUCUUCUGACUGCACUGACUCUGCAUACAUUAUCCGCCAGGCUGAGUGCCCAGAAGCAGCAUACAUCCUCCGUCAAAGCAGCUUUAAUAGCACAGAAGGGAACGCCUACCGCCUACAGGAGGCACUGGAGGGACCAGCUGAGGGCUCCAUGUCCCCGCCUUCUCCCACUGGCAUGGCUACACGGACAAGGAGCCACUCAUUUUAUGUUGGUGGUGGUCGAGGUGGUGAACGUGCAAGUGGGGCUGAACGAGCUGAAAGCUUCUUUAAAGAGCGCUCACUGAGUCUCCACCGAGCCAACAGCUCACAAUCUGUAUCCUCAGCUGCUGCCCCCAAGGAGUCUAAGCCCCUCCCACUUGCGACGCUGUCGGUCUCCCAGCAGCACCGUCCAUCAUCAUGCAUUGAUAUCUAUGUCUCAACAUCUGAGGAGGUGGGGCCUGCCGAGGUCUUUCUGGAUCCUCUUCGUGUGGUCCCACCGCUCCAGAGAGACGCCUCGCUGCAAUCAGAUACCAUGGAGACGGUGCUGCCUGGAGGCCGGGAUUUCAGCAGCACCGCAACCAGUGGUUUGGGCGACAGGCACUCGGAGGGCGGUGCAGGCAGCAGUGGAACAGCUGGAGCUAUGUUUGAUGACAGUGCAGCUGCUGAUUUGUCAUUGUGCUCAGCACACCUCUUACCAGACACCACCUUACCUCCUUGGGAUAUGGAACCAUCCCCACCUCCCUCAGCAGGGCUGCUCGAGCGCUCUAAGAGCAGCCGCUACCUCUCUACAGCAGGCACAGGAUUUCUGGACGAGCCUCCUCUGGUCAAGUCCCACAGCCUCAUGUUCACACCAAGAGGCUGCUAUGGUGGACUGGGGGCAGGAGUCCAGGUAAAGGCUGCAGAGUACACCAGCAUCACUGACUGCAUCGAUACACGCUGUGUCUCAUCUCCAUACACCCCUGUAGAACGCUCAAACUCACCUGGAGGUUCCACCUCAUUCCCCUUUGAUAAGCCGUCAGACAUUGGUUCCUCUCACCCGGAGAGAGAGGCAGAGCUUAGUCAUACAGAGUCUGAUCCAGAGGACCCUGAGGACCUGAUGCCAGCCCCAGAUACCCCUCGCCUAGGGGGCCUUGGCGGGCCCAGUGGGGCCCCUCUCUGCUCCCCCUUCUCCAGGCUGGAGCGAGCAAACAGCUGCUCUUCAGACGACUCCCAUCCUUCCCUCACGCUGGCCCCUCCACACCGGAAGAGCCUGUCGGUGAGUGAGAGGAUGGAGAGGGGACCGGGUCUGGGGGCAGACAGGGGGCCUGGGCCUGGAGGGCGGGGUCUGGCAGGACCCAGAAACCCCUUCCUCAGGAGCAAGUCUGGAGCAAGGCCUGAGACGGCCAAGACUGACAACCUCUCCAUGAGAAAGCUGGCGGCUCCGUCAGCUUUCCGCAGCUUUGAUAGACAAAACUACACGUGA
Molecule: messenger RNA, 5199 nt
Organism: Stegastes partitus (bicolor damselfish)
Lineage: Eukaryota; Metazoa; Chordata; Actinopteri; Pomacentridae
Gene: trpm3
Product: transient receptor potential cation channel, subfamily M, member 3
Exons: 25
Coding region: 1-5199 (1732 amino acids)
Biological process (GO): protein tetramerization; monoatomic cation transmembrane transport; metal ion transport
Cellular component (GO): plasma membrane
Molecular function (GO): monoatomic cation channel activity
Source: RefSeq, a predicted model, not a curated record